Molecule: messenger RNA, 1659 nt
Organism: Aplosporella prunicola CBS 121167
Lineage: Eukaryota; Fungi; Ascomycota; Dothideomycetes; Botryosphaeriales; Aplosporellaceae
Exons: 3
Coding region: 1-1659 (552 amino acids)
Biological process (GO): L-histidine biosynthetic process
Molecular function (GO): oxo-acid-lyase activity; imidazoleglycerol-phosphate synthase activity
Source: RefSeq, a predicted model, not a curated record
AUGCCUACCGUCCACCUCCUCGACUACGUGGCGGGCAAUGUCCGCUCGCUCGUCAAUGCCAUUGAGAAAGUCGGCUACACCGUCGAAUGGGUCCGCUCGCCGGCUGACGUCGCCAACGCCGAGAAACUGAUUCUUCCCGGCGUCGGCCACUUCGGACACUGCCUGUCGCAGUUCAAGAACGGCGGCUAUGUCGAGCCCAUCCGCGCCCACAUUGCCCAAGGCAAGCCGUUCAUGGGCAUUUGUGUCGGCCUGCAGGCCCUCGCCGACGGCUCCGAGGAGAGCACCGCCGUGCCCGGCCUGGGCGUGGUGCCCGGCCAGCUGAAGCGCUUCGACGACUCCGACAAGAGCGUGCCGCACAUUGGCUGGAACUCGGCCAACACGUCCGCCAAGGGCGCCGUCGCCGACGAGAGCGUCUACGGCCUCCGCCCCGACAGCAAGUACUACUAUGUGCACUCGUACGCGCUGCCGUACGUCGAGGGCCAGCUAGAGGAGGCCGGCUGGACCGUCGCCACAGCGCGCUACGGCAAUGAGGAGUUUGUGGGCGCUGUGGCCAAGAACAACAUCCUGCUGACGCAGUUCCACCCGGAGAAGAGCGGCGCUGCGGGCCUGCGCGUUCUCAAGGCUUUCUGCGACGGCCAGCCGCGCUCCAAGCUGCCCGAGACGCCCUCUUCCGAGGCGGCGCGCGAAGGCCUGACCAGGCGCGUCAUUGCGUGUCUGGAUGUGCGCACGAAUGACCAGGGCGACCUCGUCGUCACCAAGGGCGACCAGUACGACGUGCGCGAGAAGGAGGGCGUCAGCGCCGGCGGCGAGGUGCGCAACCUGGGCAAGCCGGUCGAGAUGGCGCGCAAGUACUACGAGCAAGGCGCCGACGAGGUGACGUUCCUGAACAUCACGUCGUUCCGCAACUGCCCCGUGGCGGACCUGCCGAUGCUGGAGAUUCUGCGUCGCACGUCGGAGACAGUGUUCGUGCCGCUGACGAUCGGCGGCGGCAUCCGCGACACGGUCGACACGGACGGCACCAAGGUGUCGGCGCUCGACGUCGCGUCGCUGUACUUCAAGUCGGGCGCGGACAAGGUCUCGAUCGGGUCGGACGCGGUGACGGCGGCCGAGGAGUACGAGGCCCGCGGCAAGAAGCUGCUGGGGACCACAGCCAUCGAGACCAUCUCCGCAGCAUACGGCGCGCAGGCGGUAGUAGUGUCGGUAGACCCGAAGCGCGUAUACGUAGCCUCGCCGGACGCGACGCCGCACCACACGAUCGAGACGGCGACGUUGGGCCCCAACGGCGAAAAGUACUGCUGGUACCAGUGCACGGCCAAGGGCGGGCGCGAGCUGCGGGACUUUGACGUGCGGCAGCUGGUGCAGGCGGUCGAGGCCAUGGGGGCGGGCGAGAUCCUGCUCAACUGUAUCGACAAGGACGGCAGCAACUCGGGCUUCGACCUCGAACUGAUCAACGACGUCAAGGCCGCGGUCAAGAUCCCGGUGAUUGCGAGCAGUGGCGCGGGCAACCCGGCGCACUUUGCUGAGGUGUUUGAGCGCACGCCGACGGAUGCCGCGUUGGGCGCUGGUAUGUUCCACCGUGGCGAGUUCACGGUCAAGCAGGUCAAGGACCACUUGCAGGCCGAGGGGCUGCUGGUCCGGCCGUUCGAGGACGAAAUAUAG